Messenger RNA from Acanthosepion pharaonis, 471 nucleotides. The record is from the annotation of a GenBank genome assembly. NCBI's taxonomy places the organism in Eukaryota, Metazoa, Mollusca, Cephalopoda, Sepiida, Sepiidae.
AUGCCUUGUUUUUUGUUGUUGUUUUUUUUCUUUACUAUUUUUUUAUUCUUUUUCGACUUUCGGUUUUUCGAAUUCACGUCCUUGUCAUUUUGCCACUUUUCUUUCUUUCUUUACUUUUUUUUUCCUUUUCAUUCUUUUUUUGUCCUCCUUUUUGUACCUUGCCGGUCUUGUUUCUUCUUUUAUAUUCACUUUUCUUUCGAAUUUGUUUCUAUUCUUCAUCUAUCAUUCAUUUUUCUUUCCUUUCAAAUGUCUUUUUUAAUUUUUUACCUUUUCCUUUCCUAUUUUAUAUUCUUCUCACUUCCUUUCUCUUCUUCUCUCUUUUCUAUUAUUCUCUCGCUUUUCCUCUUUUCUCUUCAUCUUCCCAUUUUCUCUCUAUAUAUAUAUUUCCUCUCCUUUGCUUCUCUCUUCUUUCACUUCUUUUCUCUUUUUCAUACUCCCUCCCAUCUCUCUCUUUUUCCUUCUCCCACUUAA